Papilio xuthus (Asian swallowtail) is the source of this 1091-nucleotide messenger RNA. RefSeq lists its product as uncharacterized. Bases 115 to 999 code for a protein of 294 amino acids. The record is from RefSeq and is a predicted model, not a curated record. The transcript is spliced from 5 exons. Lineage: Eukaryota; Metazoa; Arthropoda; Insecta; Lepidoptera; Papilionidae. Gene Ontology annotation, molecular function: protein binding; serine-type endopeptidase inhibitor activity.
UAUUAGUUACUCAUUCACCAUCUUUGACAGUCUUGUGACGCUCCGCAGUUAAGUGAACAAACAAUUGUUUGGAUAUUUAUUACGUCAGUGUUGCAUUGGCACGGAUUACUAGUUAUGGAUAAGGUCGUUUUAUUUUUAGUCAUAUCAUUAUUUUUAAGUUCCAAUGCUGAUGGUAAAAGUUGGUAUCGAUAUGACACCAGUGAUCAUUAUAACGAUAGAAUAAUCUUUGAAGACUACACAGAUACGCGGAAUAAUAAUAAUUUUGGUGGAUUGGAACAUCAUCAUAGUCAGAGUGGAGUAGGCCACAAAUAUCCUAAAGAUUGGAAUCCAGAUCGAAUUUGGUUCCCGGACUCUGAUAAUGAAGACCGCGAGAUAACCACCAAAUCUACAACAGAUUUACCGCGACUGGUGACAACAAUUUCGUCAAGAGAGAAUUACGAUGAAUGCAUCAAAGGGUGCCCCACGACUUCUGAAUACAACCCUGUUUGCGGCACAAAUAGAAUUACUUAUUCCAACAUAGGACAUUUGGAAUGUGCUCGGUUAUGUGGCCUUGAUGUUAAACUGUAUCGUAAACUGCCAUGUACUACAACCGAGACUACUAUAUACCCUACCACUACAACUGAAUCAGACUCUCAACGUCGUUGCAUAGCAUCUUGUCCCACAACACCUGAGUACAAUCCUGUUUGCGGCACCAACAAUGUAACAUAUCAGAAUAUCGGUAAAUUGGAAUGUGCAAAGUAUUGUGGCAUUGAUGUAGAAUUAAAGCGAUUAAGCCCUUGCCCAAAACCAAUUACAACUCCACCACCGAAUGGAGACGAUUUCUUUAACUCGGUAGAUCAACCAUCUUGGACGAGCAACAUUGACGGAAAUAUAUUCAGACCGGCAACCAAACCACCUCACACUACUAUCACGAUAUCACAAGAUAUUUUAAAUAAUGUUUUCAAUGUACCCACACCAGAACCUAAUGAAUAUGACUUCGAUGUUCGCUUUAAAGAAUGAUUAAAAUAAUACUAUUGUAAUGUAUUCUGUAUUUUAGUUUAGCUUUAUGUUAUUUAUUAAAAACUAUGAUAUCUAAAGAAAUUAAAAUUAUG